AUGACAAGCGAAGAGUAUCCAAAUGAUGUUGUGCUUUUGCGUGGAGAGUACCAUCAUUAUUUGGAUCUUGUUAUUGACAAGAAAACAACAUAUUCUUUCCCGAUUUUUCCUACUCUAACGGGAGAAAAUAUAAUUCAGCUUAUAAAUGACGAAGGCAUCACAAAUUUUGUCAUAUGUAAUACAGAAUCCGAUAAUUUACAGAAAUGUAUUGUUUUUUCAACAGAUCAAGAAAUUUUCAAAUCAAAUUUUGAUUUAAAUUCGUUUAGUAAAGCUUUAGUUUCCGAAAUUGUAACACCUAACAGAUACGUUGCAACAAAAUGUCAACGAAUGACAUUGAAUGUGUAUGAGAUUUCAGAAUUUCAAAAUAAACAAUCGAUAAAUGAAUCCAUUCCGACGAUUUUCAAUUCAUUUGCUAAGAGUAAAACACGAAAAAUUAACGUUAAGAUUCCUACAUCCGCGAUUAUCGAAGUUUCAAUCAAUAUUAAGUGGACUUUGAAAAAGAUACACAAGCAUAUUUACAGUGUUAUCGAGGAUAUAUUUGGAGAAGGCAAUAUACCACAGCCGACACGUUUCCGAUUCAUUGUUAUCGGAUCACCAACUUUUCCUUCUUAUGACUUACCGUUUGAGUUCUCUCCCGAGAUGAUCGGAGCUCUUUGGGAGCAGAUCGAAGAUCCGCACGGACUUUACUUCGAUUUCGUUUUCGUUGAACUGGAUAAUUCUGUAAUGAAAUCUUUCCAGCAGUACGCUUCGGAACUCGACCUCUCUCUACCUGCACUUACACCAGAUACUCUUUCUCUUUACUCUUCUCUAUCAGAUGUCAGAUUUGGUGUCGAAACAAGCAGAAUAACAAGAUUAUCUAUCAAUCCUCUCUUAUCUAGAAUGCGUUUGUCCGAAACAGAUCCACCCUUACACACUUGCAAUCUUCAAUUCGUGUUCAUUCGUGCAGAAUUACGUGUUGGAGUAAAUUCAUCUAUUACCGGAGCAUCUUUUCGCGUAGAACGUGAAAAAACAGCUGAUGAUGCAAUUCUUGUUCUCCUUAAGAAGAUGAAUCACCAUCAUAUGGUCAAUAUUGAACAAGAUCCUUCGAAUUUUGCAUUUGUUCUCCAAGGAACAGAUGAAAUCAUAGCAGGACAUAUUCCAAUGGAUCACUUUAUAUCAGUUAGACAGUUCUUAUUGUCCGGACAACCCGUAAUGAACGUCCUUCUCUAUACAAGAGAUUCAUUGAUCGCUUCUGUUUAUCAGAACGAACUUUCUCAUCAACCAUUAGAAGAACCAAGCAAAUCCGAAUUUUCUACGGACUUCGCUGUCGUAGGAAUUCCGAAAAGAACGUUCGGAUAUAUGCCAUGUACUCCACAUAUAUUAUCUUAUGCAAGAUUCGGAAUAUUCUUAAGUUCCUUAUAUAAUUUGCCUAUCACGCAAAGGCUUCAAAUUUCUUGCUCAAUUAUUCACGGAAAAAGUGACUUAGUUACACCUGUCACUUUUAUUCAAGCAUCUGGAUACAGAACCCAAUUAAUAAAUCGAUACGUAGAGUUCCAGAUUAACAUCAACAGUAUACCUCGGUCAGCACUUUUAUCCAUAACUAUCGAGAAUCCAGAUGAAAAACCCGAUAAACCAGAGAGAUACAUCGCAUCUAUGAACUACACGAUCUUUUCUCACGACGGAUGGGUCAGAUCCACACCCAUUGUGCAUAAGAUGUGGCGAACACGCGCUAAAGAUUACUUACUUCCAACUAGACAAACAUCAGAGAACAAUACAGUUGUUAUUCACUUCAGAUUUACGAGGUUUAGGAAUCCCCUCAUGUUCAUUUUCCCUCAGCAACAAAGCCUAAACCAGAAAGCCCCUCAUUUACUCAAACAUGAGGACCAAUUCAGAUUAAAAGAGCUCGAAGCAUACGAUCCGCUCAUGGAAUUGACAGAUGAUGACAGGAAACUCAUCUGGCUCAACAGAAACAGAUUCGUUGACAAUCCAAAGAUGCUUCCUUUGGUUUUGCAGUCAGUUGACUACACUAAUACGACGCAAAUCAACGAAAUACCUUACGUACUGGCGAUGUGGAAGCCUCUCGAUCCAACAGGAGCGCUCACAUUGCUUGAUGCGAAAUUCGCUGACGAAAAUGUCAGAAAAUACGCGGUAGACUUACUCGAUCAGUUAAACGAUAGCGAACUACUACUUUAUAUCUUGCAAUUAACGCAAGCUCUGAAGUAUGAAGUUUAUGAAGACUCCGCGCUCGUCAGAUUCCUCAUUAGACGUGGUCUUAACGAGCCAAAGUUCGUCGGCCACCAUCUUUUCUGGCUUCUUAUGUCUGAAGCUCAUAUUUCCGCGAUUCGUGAGAGAUUUUCUGCUGUUGUCGUUAAUUUCAUAUAUGGUAUUGGCCAUUACAGAGAUGAGCUUAUCACCGGAUUCAAAUUUACGAAGAUGCUUGUUGAAUUGAACCAUGAACUGUGCAAACAGUCAUAUUCAGAGGCUACUGUUACUCUCCGGAACAAGCUCAAGAGCGUUGUCAUUCCCCCGGAGUUCCACCUCCCUGUCGACCCCCGUUUGGUCGUUGAUCGAUUCAUCAUUGAAGAAUGUAAAGUUAUGAAUUCUAAGAAAAAACCGUUUUGGCUAACUUUCCAUAAUGCGGCUCCCUUCUCAACGGAACCGAUUCAGACUAUGUUCAAAGUUGGAGAUGACCUUAGACAAGACCAUCUCACGCUUCAAGUUAUGAAAGUUAUGGAUUAUAUCUGGCGACAAAAUAAUUUAGACUUAAGAAUGAGCAAUUACAGUGUUCUUCCUACAGGUCUUAACCAAGGAUUCAUCGAAGUUGUUCCCAACUCCGUUACAGAGCAGAAACUGCAACAGGAGAAAGGAAAAAUGGGAAGUUUCGAUGAAAACACGUUUAUCGACUACUUGAAGCUCAUGAAUACUACAGAACAGACUCUCCAGAUGGCGAAAGAGAAUUUCAUGCUUUCAUCAGCUGGAUAUGCCGUUGCAACUUGUAUUCUUGGCGUUGCAGAUCGACAUCCAGGAAAUAUCAUGCUCCAACAGGACGGGCAUUUCUUCCAUAUCGAUUUCGGCCACUUCUUAGGCAACUUUAAGAAGAAAUUAGGCUACAAAAGAGAAAAUGCUCCUUUCCACUUUUUGCCGGCUUGCGUUGUUGUUUUAGAUGGACAGAACGGCAAGCUCUACAAAGAGUUCGAGCAGACAUCAAUCAAAGCGUACAAUGUAAUGCGAGAAAAAGCAAAUUUGAUCAUGUCUUUGAUGCUUCUGAUGCUUGGAACAGGAAUUCCCGAACUACAAAAGCCUUCUGACUUACAGUACAUGAAGGAUAUGCUUCAUUUGAACGUAAAUGAACGAGAAGACGCCGAUAUUUUUAAGAAUUUGAUUAAGAUAUCAACGGAGUCUACAAAAACAGCUGUUAAUAACUGGAUACAUAACCUUGUUUGCAAAUAA
Trichomonas vaginalis G3 is the source of this 3429-nucleotide messenger RNA. RefSeq names its product PHOSPHATIDYLINOSITOL KINASE family. The transcript has a single exon. Gene Ontology annotation, biological process: phosphatidylinositol-3-phosphate biosynthetic process; cell migration; phosphatidylinositol-mediated signaling. Gene Ontology annotation, molecular function: 1-phosphatidylinositol-3-kinase activity; 1-phosphatidylinositol-4-phosphate 3-kinase activity. The record is from RefSeq and is a predicted model, not a curated record. The coding region runs from base 1 to 3429 and encodes 1142 amino acids. NCBI's taxonomy places the organism in Eukaryota, Parabasalia, Trichomonadida, Trichomonadidae. Gene Ontology annotation, cellular component: phosphatidylinositol 3-kinase complex; cytoplasm; plasma membrane.